AGAAGGCGGAUCCACAACCUGGAAGUUGUGCGUUACGAAUGAACGGUUUUCUCUUUUAAAACUGUUACAUUUCGAAGUAAUGUCAAGGAUAGUUCUUGAGCCGGUGUGUUAGCAUUUCAAAGAUAACCGGAGCAUUUCUUCCUAACUGUAAAAUCCAUACGUGCAGGUAAGGUUCAGGUUCAGGUGAGUGAUGCCUGUAGAGUCCAGCAGUGACUGUCCCCAUCUGGAGUGUGUUGGAGAAAUCACCAAGGAUGAACUGAUCCACAAGUCACAUGGCCAGUGUCAAGACUGCAAGGUUGGAGGACCAAAUCUGUGGGCGUGUCUGGAGAACACCUGUGCCUAUGUGGGCUGUGGAGAAUCUCAUGCUGACCAUAGCACUGUCCACUCACAGGAGACGCGGCACAACCUGACGGUGAACCUGACCACUCUGAGGGUGUGGUGUUAUGCCUGUGGGAAAGAGGUGUUUGUGGAGCGUAAACUGGGCCCUCAGUGCCCUGUCCCCAGCACCAAGACCCUCGCUUCACCUCUCACCAACAACACACAGUUCCAGGAGUGUAGCAGGGCGCAGGGCAGUCCCACUUCUCUGAGACUGCCCCUUACUAAUGGCUGUGAAGACCUGGGCAUGGAGACGGAGGAGGAGGACGAGCUACGCGCCAGAGGUCUGACGGGUCUGAAGAACAUCGGGAACACCUGCUAUAUGAAUGCAGCCCUGCAGGCCCUCUCCAACUGUCCUCCUCUAACCCAGUUCUUUGUGGAGUGUGGAGGUCUGGUGAGGACAGACAAGAAGCCGGCUCUGAGUAAGAGCUACCAGAAACUGGUGUCAGACCUCUGGCACAAGAACAGGCCAUCCUACGUGAUCCCUACCAAUCUGUUCCAGGGGAUCAAGGCUGUUAACCCCAUGUUCAGAGGAUACUCCCAACAGGACUCUCAGGAGUUCCUGCGCUGUCUGAUGGACCAGCUCCACGAGGAGCUGAAGGAGCCACUGGCCGAGCCCCCCGACAACGACCAACACUCGCACGCCAUCGCCAUGGACGACUGCCCCGAGGACGACAGCCGCAGCCAAUCCGACGGAGACUUCCAGUCGUGCGAGUCUUGCGGCAGCAGCGAGCGGGCGGACAACAAAGGCGGGAGCGGGAUGGUCGGUCGGCGGCGUCCGGGGGAGGGGUCUAACGAGGCAGAGAUGCUGAUCCCUGAUGUACCUGACUCCUCCCACUCCUCGCGUCAGACCAAUAGGGAGUGGCAGAAGGAGAAGAACUUGAUCAACAACCUCUAUCGGGGGUCAGGGGGCGCAGGGUUGUCUGGGGGAGACCUGUAUAAAGACGUGGAUACCACUUCCGAGGCCGUGCCCACCAUCAGUAACCAGGGAGCCAUCAAGGUCCAGAUACAGGGAAGCAUGGCUGGCUACCUGCCGCCCCUCCACUCUAACCACUACACCCGACCCCAGACCCCAGUCCCCAUGGAAGGACACUCCUUCACCAAGAUGUCCUCCAGUCCACCCAGGAACAACUGUGUCUGGCCAGGAAUCUCCUCCAACCAUCUGAAAAUGACCUCGUUUUCCUCACAGAAGAGCAAGCGUCAGAAGAAGUACCGUAGUGUGAUAUCGGACGUGUUUGACGGGACCAUUGUCAGCUCAGUGCAGUGUCUGACCUGCGAUAGGGUGUCAGUGACGCUAGAGAACUUCCAGGACCUGUCCCUGCCCAUCCCAGGUAAGGAGGACCUGGCUAAACUCCACUCCUCCUCCCAUCAGACCUCUCUGGUCAAGGCUGGGUCCUGUGGUGAGGCCUACGCUGCUCAGGGAUGGGUCGCCUUCGUCAUGGAAUACAUCAAGAGCUGGUUCUGGGGUCCUGUGGUGACCCUACAGGACUGUCUGGCUGCCUUCUUUGCCCGGGACGAGCUGAAAGGAGACAACAUGUACAGCUGUGAGAAAUGCAAGAAAUUACGGAACGGAGUGAAAUUCUGUAAAGUUCAGAGUGUUCCUGAGAUCCUGUGCAUCCACCUGAAGCGGUUUAGACACGAGCUGAUGUUCUCCACUAAGAUCGGGACUCACGUCUCCUUCCCAUUGGAGGGCCUGGACCUGCAGCCCUUCCUGGCCAAGGAUAGCUCCGCCCACACCACCUCCUACGACCUGCUGUCGGUCAUCUGUCACCAUGGCACCGCCAGCAGUGGUCACUACAUAGCCUACUGCAGGAAUGACCUGAAUAACCUCUGGUAUGAGUUUGACGACCAGAGCGUCACGGAGGUGUCAGAGUCCUGCGUCCAGAACGCUGAGGCCUACGUCCUGUUCUACAAGAAGAGCAACGAGGAGGCGCUGAAGGAGAGGAGGAGGGUGACCGGUCUACUGAACAUGACAGAGCCCAGCCUGCUACAGUUCUACGUCUCCAGACAGUGGCUCAACAAGUUCAAGACCUUCGCUGAGCCUGGACCAAUCUCCAACGACAACUUCCUCUGUUCACACGGAGGUGUGCCGCCUGCCAAAGCAGCGUUCAUUGAUGAUCUGGUCGUGAUGCUGCCUCAGAACGUGUGGGACCACCUCUACAGCAGGUAUGGAGGCGGGCCUGCUGUCAACCACCUGUAUGUGUGUCACACGUGCCAGACGGAGAUUGAGAAGUUGGAGAAGAGACGCAAGACUGAGUUGGACAUGUUUGUCCGGCUGAACAAGGCGUUUCAGGAGGAAGAAUCUCCAGUGGUCAUAUACUGCAUCAGCAUGCAGUGGUUCAGAGAGUGGGAGAGCUUCGUCAAGGGAAAGGACAAUGAUCCACCAGGACCAAUCGAUAACUCUAAGAUAGCAAUCAACAAGAACGGCCAUCUAACACUCAAACAAGGGGCUGACUCAGGGCAGAUCUCUGAGGAGACCUGGAACUUUCUCCACUCCAUGCAUGGAGGGAGUCCGGUCGUCACGGUCCGGCCCAACGUCUCUCACCACGAACCGGAGGCGUCCUCGCAGUCCGAGGAGAAGAUGGAGGUGGAGACACGCUCCGUUUAACACUACCUAGUCAACAACACCAACAGGAAACCCCCCCAACGCCAGCCCUGAGAACAACCCCCCCCCCCCAACGCCAGCCCUGAGGUCAACCUCCCCCCAACGCCAGCCCUGAGGACAACCUCCCCCAACGCCAGCCCUGAGGUCAACCUCCCCCAACCCCCCCAACGCCAGCCCUGAGGACUACAACAACUAAAGCCUUUUUAUUUUGCACUUUUUAUUUUUUUUUCAAAAGCAUUCGAUCAAACGACCCCUUUAACCUUGACCUCCACAACAUGACGUCUCUACUUGACUAUUGGACAGAAGGAAUAAACUUGUCUGAAAAUGAUAUGACAGUCAUGUUUGUACAUAGAUGUAUAAAUAUCUAAUUUCUAUUAGCACUGCAAAAUAAUGCGUGGAAACGGCGUCAGGUCGUUUCCAGAACUAAACGGCGUCAGGUCGUUUCCAGAACUAAACGGCGUCCGGUCGUUUCCAGAACUAAACGGCGUCCGGUCGUUUCCAGAACUAAACGGCGUCCGGUCGUUUCCAGAACUAAACGGCGUCCGGUCGUUUCCAGAACUAAACGGCGUCCGGUCGUUUCCAGAACUAAACGGCGUCCGGUCGUUUCCAGAACUAAACGGCGUCCGGUCGUUUCCAGAACUAAACGGCGUCCGGUCGUUUCCAGAACUAAACGGCGUCCGGUCGUUUCCAGAACUAAACGGCGUCCGGUCGUUUCCAGAA
Molecule: messenger RNA, 3700 nt
Organism: Oncorhynchus gorbuscha (pink salmon)
Lineage: Eukaryota; Metazoa; Chordata; Actinopteri; Salmoniformes; Salmonidae
Gene: usp33
Product: ubiquitin specific peptidase 33
Biological process (GO): protein deubiquitination
Molecular function (GO): cysteine-type deubiquitinase activity; zinc ion binding
Source: RefSeq, a predicted model, not a curated record